Messenger RNA from Caenorhabditis briggsae, 1839 nucleotides. RefSeq names its product Protein CBR-COH-1 (gene Cbr-coh-1). Gene Ontology annotation, cellular component: cohesin complex; synaptonemal complex. The record is from RefSeq and is a predicted model, not a curated record. The coding region runs from base 1 to 1839 and encodes 612 amino acids. Gene Ontology annotation, biological process: synaptonemal complex assembly; mitotic sister chromatid cohesion; replication-born double-strand break repair via sister chromatid exchange. Gene Ontology annotation, molecular function: chromatin binding; protein binding. NCBI's taxonomy places the organism in Eukaryota, Metazoa, Nematoda, Chromadorea, Rhabditida, Rhabditidae. The transcript has 9 exons.
AUGUUUUAUGCGGACUUCGUUCUUUCGAAGAAAGGGCCUCUUUCCAAAAUUUGGUUAGCUGCUCAUUGGGAGAAAAAGCUGUCCAAAGCUCAAAUCGUCGAAACCGAUGUCAAUGAGGCCGUAAACGAGAUUAUGCAGCCACAACAAAAACUGGCUCUCCGGACCACAGGACAUUUGCUGUUGGGAAUUUGCCGUGUCUUCUCGAGACAGACCAAGUACUUGCUGGCAGACUGCAAUGAAGCUUUCCUCAAGAUCAAGCUUGUAUUCACAAAGGGAGCUUUGGAUCAACCAAAUCCGACUUUCCCGACGUUCACCAUCCAAGACAUCUACGGAGAGUUCGGCGACAACGUACUGCCAGAGUUUGACGACGAUGAGCUCAAUCAUGCUCCGAUCUGCCAGAGCCGCAUCGACGACAUCACCAUGAAGGAGGACAUUCCGCUCAAGCCGAGCUACGACUACACUGCAAUUCUUGAGGAUGAUGACUUUGGAGAGAUCGCUGCUGGAGUUGCCCCAGAAGACUUCACCCGUAUGCUGGAAGACGUCAACAAGGAAUUCGACGCUCAGGAGGAGGUGAACAGCAAAGGAGCUCUCUUCGGGCGCUAUCGCGAGUCAACUCCAGCUCUUGGUGAAGCUCAUGCUCCAGGAAACAUGAUCUUUGGAGAAGACGACAUCGGUGGUUCCUACGAUGAUGACAGAAAUGAGGAUGAUCACAACUUCCAAAGCACCUCUGAUUAUCAACAUGACAAUCAUAUGCCGAUUGAGGAAAUGGACUAUGGGGAUGACCAAUACAUGCGUUCAGAGCCUCCACUCGGAGAAGAAGAUAAUUAUCGUGACGAGACUCCAUUGCGUUCGGAGACUCCGGCUCGUUCGGAAACUCCACGUGUUCAGAGCCCAACUCCAUCUGUCGCGCCAUCUACCAGCCAGGUUUUGGAGCAGGACACCGUUGAAUCGUUCUACGAGAAGCAUGCACAGAAAAGAGCCCAAGCCAAGGAGCAGACCAUGAAGAAGCGCAAACUUGAUGAUGUCAGAAUGAUUACUGGAGAGGAGAUGAAAGCUAACAUGGCCGAUUAUAGAGAGCUUCUCGUCCAUCUCGAUCUGACUCCACCAACUCGCAAGCUCAUGUGGGCUAAACGCAAGAGUCACGCCGAUUUCCUUAUGCACUUUCCAGCCAUGAUCGGAUUCACCAGAUGCAAGCAGUAUAUCAGAGCCUACCAGGAAAAUCUCACCGUCACCAAGCUUCCAGACAACGACCAGAAGGUUGAGGCUAUCAAAAAUGCAUUGCAGCUCUGGGAGAUAGGAGAGGAGGACCUUCAACAGCAACAGCAGGAGAUGGAAAUGCAGGUUCAGGAUGAUCCAAUCUACAACGACGACUUUGAUGAUGUUGCUCCAAUCGACUAUGACAACUUUGACAUGUGUGACAUUCCACAGGCGUUUGAGCCACAGCAAGAUAUUUCUGAUGAUGAGUCGAUCCCACAGAGAAACCCAUUGUCGCCAUUCACUUGUACCACUGAUGAUGAGGAUGGAUCGCCAAGCGAGAAAAAGAGGAAAUUCGCGGACGACAAAGACGAUAUGGAUGAGAGUGGUAUUGAUGAGGAUAACCGCUGGUCAAAGAGAACUCAAUUGCUGUUGACCACCAUCGCUGGAAAGUUGGACCAGAAUAAUGGACAGAUCGAGCUCGAUGAGAUGUUAAAGAAGGGAACCAGCCGGAAGACUGCAGCUGCCAAAUUCUACUCGAUCCUCUGCCUUAAAAAGAACCAAUGCAUCGACAUUGAACAGAAAGAAUCCUACGGAGAUAUCGUUAUCAAGGCCGGACCAAAUAUCGAUGUCAGCUUGAUCUAA